Messenger RNA from Nematolebias whitei (Rio pearlfish), 2235 nucleotides. It is a transcript of the gene dclk3, whose product is annotated as doublecortin-like kinase 3. Gene Ontology annotation, molecular function: ATP binding; protein kinase activity. The transcript has 8 exons. Gene Ontology annotation, biological process: protein phosphorylation; intracellular signal transduction. NCBI's taxonomy places the organism in Eukaryota, Metazoa, Chordata, Actinopteri, Cyprinodontiformes, Rivulidae. The coding region runs from base 1 to 2235 and encodes 744 amino acids. The record is from RefSeq and is a predicted model, not a curated record.
AUGGCAGCCCCUCCUGACCUGCUGUCGAGGCGUCCUGGUGGGGCACCCCAACCUUGGCCCAUCCACCCCCACCCUGCAAAACAUGCCCACAGGUCCUGCAUCCCUCCUUCUCUUCCUCAGCUACCUUUCUUCCACACCCGUCAUGCAGACGAGAGUGCUGAACGACCUCACCUGGUCACUGUUGUUCGACCAAGUGAUCAAACUGAACUACGGAAGGUCACUGUGCUGUUGAACCGAAGGGGCGUAGUGUCCUUUGAGCAGCUUCUGUUGGACAUCUCAGAGGCGUUGGGGUUUCCACGCUGGCACAGAGGAAGAGUCACACGUCUGUACACGAUACACACACGAGAGGUUAAGGGUGUGUGUGAUUUCUUCCGGGGUGAGGCAGCCUUCUUGGCUCUCAGUAAAGCUCGUCCUGAGCUGACCAGUGUGCAGGAUGCUCUGGAGGAACUGUUUCCAGAACAUUCUCAUUAUUGUGCUAAUGUGCUGCGAGCCUGGGAGAAGAAACUCCGGCCAGUGCCAAAUAAAGCUGCCAAGGCUGACAGUGGAUACAGUGAGGGGACAGACAAUGAUGGGACUAGCCAAGAGACACACAGAGACACGAAUACAAACGUCAAGAAUCAUGAUGAUGCUCAUAUGUUACAGCAUACAGGUACACACCAGAAAGAAAAUGGCAAUCCUGACUCCCAGAAGUCAUAUAAAAAGAGCUCUUGUAGAAAACCUGCUCACCUUCCCAACAACCUGCAGAAACUACGUGUGAGAGGUGGAGACAAAGAGCAACAGCCCUCUGUUACCGCUCCAUUUAAACACAACGGAGGUCUUAGAGACAAAGUGACACCUUCUCCCAUACUGUGUGAAAACUGCUUGGCAAGAAGGAAACAUCAGGGUGCAGAACUGAUCAGCUCAUUAUCAGGAAGGGUCCCACUUCCUCCUGUGAUGAAGAAACCAAAAGAAAGUUCUCAACAGGAACAGGAAGUGAAACAGUCAGACGUUCGUAUCAAUCCUUCACUUCCUCGGCCAAUCAGAAAAGAAAGGGAGAGGAGUUUGAUGCGCUUACAGCCUCCAAAUCCAGCUCCAGAUGUGCAGCCGGCUCACACAGACACGCAAAACACAGAAACAUGUGUUCCUCCCUCAGAUGGCAGUAGUCUCACCUUCUCAGACAUCGAGCGCUGCUACGAAAUCGGGCGUGUGAUUGGAGAUGGGAACUUUGCGGUGGUGCAAGAGUGUCGCCGUCGUGACAACGGCCAAACCUUCGCUGUGAAGAUUGUCGAGCGCUCCAAGCUGAUCGGUCGAGAGCACAUGAUGCAGAACGAGCUGAGCCUUCUGGGAAGUUUGUGUCAUCCUCGUAUAGUGCGGCUGUUGGUGCACCAUCACACUCGUACUCACUCCUACCUGGUGAUGGAGCUGGUGAGCGGAGGGGAUUUGUUUGAGGCCAUCAGUGAAAGGGGGAAGUUUUCAGAAGCCGAAACGGGACUGAUGGUGUCAGAUGUGAGCGACGCACUGAAUUACAUCCACUGUAGGAGCAUCGUCCACAGAGACCUCAAACCAGAAAACCUGCUGGUAGAGAAAGUUACUGUGGACAUCUGUCGGCUGAAGUUAGGAGACUUUGGUCUCGCCAUGGUCGUAACUGAACCGGUCUUCACCAUAUGUGGCACACCAACAUAUGUAGCCCCAGAGAUCCUCCGUGAGACAGGUUAUGGUGUAGCGGUGGAUGUGUGGGCUCUGGGUGUGAUUCUUUACAUCCUUCUCUGUGGCUUCGCCCCAUUUCGAAGUCGGGAUCGGGAUCAGGAAGAGCUCUUCAAGCUGAUAAAACAAGCACAGCUUCACUUUCCGCCCCCCUACUGGGACUCCAUCUCAGAAGAAGCUAAAAGCCUUGUCAGAUCUCUGCUUCAGCCAGAUCCCAGUGUGAGGCUGACAGCAGAGCAAACCCUCCAGCACCAGUGGGUGAAAACGAUGGCUUCAAUAUGCAGGCAGAGGGCGCUCACUGGCAAAACUCAGAGGAACGCAGCAGAACCUCAGAGAGUUCAGAGAUCUGCUCAGAGAACUGCAGCAGAGUCACCCACAGACAAAGCAGCAGGACACUGUGGCAGCAAACACAGUAUCACUCCCAGGAGACACAAGGAUACGUAUCCCCGGAGAUUCCCAGCAAGAGGACGAGAUGAGACUAAACCUGCACCGCUACAGUUAGAAGAGAUGAGCACAACAGCUGACACGGACAUCCUGCCCCACCCUGCUUAA